AUGUUCUGGAAGUCAUCGGGUGCUUUGAUCACCCUGUCAAUACUAUUUUUUGGCUCCUGCUAUGGCUGCAACAAUGACACGGAGUUCACUUGUCAACGCAUCAACCAAUGCGUUCCGAUGGAGUGGCGCUGUGAUGGGGCCUCUGAUUGCCGGGAUGGGACUGAUGAGUUCGACUGCAACUACAUACACAAAUGCCCGGUGAACAUGUACAACUGCCAAGAUGGAGAUUGCAUUGAUGCUGUGUGGAAAUGUGAUGGAUCGAUUGAUUGUCACAAUGGCCGAGAUGAGCUAGCCUGCGGAAGUGCUCUUCGUGCGAGCCGAGUAAAGACUGAAUCAAGCGACUCCAGUACCACUCAAACGAAGAAAAUUGCCGGCAUAAUCGGAACCGACGCUACAUGCCACGACAACAUGUAUCAAUGUGAUGGUGGAGCUUGCAUUCAUCCCGGUUUCCGAUGUGAUGGUCAACAGGAUUGCCCUCUUGGUGAUGAUGAGAAGGAUUGCUCGUCAACAAAAUCUCUUUGCCCUGAGACUCAACGUCCGUGCAAGUCCAACGACGAGUGCGUCCCCACACAAUGGUGGUGCGAUGGAGAGCCUGAUUGUCAAGACCAAUCGGAUGAGGAGGGUUGUGGUGGCGCCGAACCAUUCACUGAAAGUCCAUCAACAACUACGUCCAGCUCAACUGAUGUUCUUCCUUUGAACCAGACGACGGCUCACUCAGAAGGAACCUGCAAUGAGAAUCAAUAUAGAUGCAAAAGAAGCCAUCUGUGCAUCGACAUGCUGAAAACUUGUGACGGAAUCGAGGAUUGUCCAGAAGGAGAUGAUGAAGCUGGAGCUUGUCGGGAAUGCCUUGCUUUGGAUUGUAUUUACGAUUGCCGAGCAACAGUGAAAGAAGCAACUUGCCAUUGCCCAACCGGUAUGGUUACUGAUCCACAGGACUACCGUGGAUGCAUCAAGGACAACCCGUGCCUUCAUCAAUCACACUGUGCUCACUUCUGCAAGCCAACCGACAAUCAGAACUACAUUUGCUCUUGCGACGUCGGAUUUCAAUUGGACGUCGAUCAACAUCUUUGCAUUCCGCAAACGGAUCCAUUUGGCGGGGAACUCUUGUUCAGCGUUGGAAAUGAGAUUCGCGUCUCUUCGCUUCACGCCGAUGAAACACACGCCUCUCGAUAUCACACUUAUUCUGCGAUAGACACCGGUGAAAAUCUGUACCAUCUUGCAAUGGAUGUUCGUGGAAAGAGCUUGUGGGCAGGCAUUGCAGGACAUGACCGUCAGUGGCGGAUCGCAAAAACCAUCAACGGAGAGCUGAAGUCACUUCGUGUCGGAUUUCCUGAACUCGGCAACAUUCAGUUCGAUUGGAUCAAUCGGAACGUCUACUUCGUGACCGGCGGAAGAAGUGAAACUCCCUACAUCUAUGUCUGCGAUGAGAAUAUGCUCUACUGCUCAAAACUGGUUCGAGGCCUUCGCUCAAGCGUUGAUGAACACGGAAGAAAACAUAUUCAAGCGUUCCGAGGAUUGGCGCUCCACCCUCGCAGAGGAUUGAUGUGCUGGAUUGAAAUCUUCAUGGGAGUUGACAAAGUCAAAUGUGCCAAUAUGGACGGCUCUGAUGUGCACACUGUCAUCGAUCGAAAGCUCGUCGAUCCAACGACGCUCGUCUGGGACACCCUCAAGAAUGAUUUGUACGUGGCUGAUGCUGGAAACGAGCUUAUUGAGCGAAUCAACUAUGACUCGAGGGAACAACGUGUCAUCGGAAGAAUCAUCAAUCCAUUUGCGAUGGCGUUUUUCAACGGAAUGCUCUACUACAGUGAAAUGGAGAUGAACGUUAUCAAGUCUCUUGACGUGUCUACCGACCACCAUCUGAUGCCACACAUCGAGCGCAGUUUCUCGCAUAGACCUUUUGGAUUGACUAUCAACCACACCUUGGCUCAGAAUACGCUUGGUAUUGAGGCUUGCCCAGCAACUUUGGAAUGUCAAUACGCGUGCGUCAGCUACAUGAUGGAAACCACUGCUGUUCACAGUUGUCUCUGCCCUGAAGGCUAUGAGGCUGGGGUUGAUCGCGAAUGCGUCUUCCCAGAGAACAGAAGUGACUACAAGGCUGAUUCUUAUGUUGACCUCGAAUACAUGAAGUCAUUGUGUGAAACUGGAAAAGCAUGUGGAGCCAACGGACAAUGUGUCUACAACAGGGACGACACUACAAACGAGGUCGAAGACAUCCGAUGCGAAUGCAACUCUGGUUACACUGGCUUGUUCUGUGAAUUGACCGACGGAAAGGCAAUGGCUGAUGCACUUGAGGGUCAAGAAACAUCUUUCAUCACAAUUGUGUUGCUUGUUCUCGCCUUCCUUGUUGUAUUGGCGAUUACUUUCUUUUGCAUACAUGAGAAGCACCAGCCAUUCCGAGAAUUCACAAAGUCCACGAAAGAAGCCGUCAUGGAUUCAAGCCCACAUGUGCUCCAAGCCAUCCGCAACAGCGUUCACCAUGUUCACGAAAAGAUCGUCUCAAAAACGGCGAAAACACAGGACACAAUGGCCCCGAUCACCUCCUCGUUUUCAAGCCCAGUCUUUCAAGACGCCAAAGAAAACACGACACUUGAUGCGGAAGUGGGAAGCCCUCUCGUCAAGAAGUCACCACUCUCCUCAAGAGGAUCACCACCACUAGUCAGUUCAAACCCGGUUCCUCCUGUCCCAUCGACUGGUGUGAGGAGUGUUUUCGGCAACUUUGAGAAUCCAUCGUUCCGGGUACCAUCACCACCAAGCGAGAUGUAUGGCCGGGAAACCUGGGAAGCCUCACUUACGAGCCGGAGUGAACCCGAAUUUCAUCUAGGCGACGACGAAACUACCCGCAAUGUUUAU
This is a messenger RNA of Mesorhabditis belari, 2850 nucleotides long. The record is from the annotation of a GenBank genome assembly. NCBI's taxonomy places the organism in Eukaryota, Metazoa, Nematoda, Chromadorea, Rhabditida, Rhabditidae.